Molecule: messenger RNA, 1146 nt
Organism: Tripterygium wilfordii
Lineage: Eukaryota; Viridiplantae; Streptophyta; Magnoliopsida; Celastrales; Celastraceae
Product: clathrin light chain 2-like
Exons: 3
Coding region: 105-944 (279 amino acids)
Biological process (GO): clathrin-dependent endocytosis; intracellular protein transport; clathrin coat assembly
Cellular component (GO): clathrin coat of coated pit; plasma membrane; clathrin coat of trans-Golgi network vesicle
Molecular function (GO): structural molecule activity; clathrin heavy chain binding
Source: RefSeq, a predicted model, not a curated record
GUAAUACAGCGAUUGUAUGUGUUGAUGAAGAGAAACCUUUGAGAUUCAGACACCGCAUCAAUUGACUGGGGUCAGGAAGGAGAGAGCGAAAGAGAAUCUUUGUCAUGUCAUCGUUCACCGGUUCAUUUGGCGACGAAUCGCCAGUUACCGGGUCGACGACUCGUCCCUUCGACGACGAUGGCUAUAUCGGCUACGAUCCUCGCAUCCAGUCCCAGCGAUUCGACUCUUUCACUAACUUCGACGCCAAUUCUGUCAAGGACUCCGUCGGAGACUCGUCACCGAUUUUCGGCUCCCAAUCUUACAGCGCUGGACAUGAAGUGUUUUCUCCGCUGCAGGAAGCUAGCGGAGGUUUUGGGGCAACUGAUGGCUCGGUCUUGCCACCGUCGUCUGAGAUGGAACCGGAGGAGGGUUUCGCACUGAGAGAGUGGCGGAGGCAAAACGCAAUCAGUUUGGAAAAGAAGGAGACGCUAGAGAAAGAGCUGUUGCAGCAGAUAAUAGCGGAGGCCGAGGAGUACAAAGCUGAGUUUUACAGGAAGUGCCAUGUUGCCGUUGAGAACAACAAAGCUUCUAACAGAGAGAAGGAGAAGCUAUUUUUGGCGAACCGAGAUAAGUUCCACACUGAAGCGGGACAGAAUUACUGGAAGGCAAUUGGAGAACUCAUUCCUCGUGAGGUGCCAACUAUUAAGAAAAGGGGGAAGAAGGAUCAAGAGAACAAGAAGCCCUCCAUUGUUGUCAUCCAGGGACCCAAGCCUGGGAAGCCAACAGAUCUCUCAAGGAUGCGUCAUAUACUACUGAAGCUUAAGCACAAUCCACCGCCCCACAUGAAGCCUAAGCCAGUUUCAUUAGCAGAACCUAAAAAAGAUGCUAAAGCUGCUCCCGCUCCUUCUGGUGCUGCUUCUACAAAGACGGCAGUGGUGACUCCUGAACCUAAAGCUACUGCUUGACUGUGGUGCUGAUGGCAGCAAAAUCUGUGAAUACAUGUGGAAAUUAUUAGUUGUGAUUCAUAGCUGUUUUUGUCUAUAUGGUCUUUUAUUCCUAUAUAUCUAUUGUUUGAGCAUAGCUUGGAGAUUAGUGUUACCCUAUGUAAAAAAGGUUUUGUUACUUCUAUCAGUUUGUUAGGUUAUGGUUUUGAUUUGGUGUGGUUUA